This is a messenger RNA of Trichoplusia ni (cabbage looper), 2262 nucleotides long. RefSeq names its product sulfhydryl oxidase 1 (gene Qsox1). Gene Ontology annotation, molecular function: flavin-dependent sulfhydryl oxidase activity; protein disulfide isomerase activity. Gene Ontology annotation, cellular component: Golgi membrane. The transcript is spliced from 3 exons. NCBI's taxonomy places the organism in Eukaryota, Metazoa, Arthropoda, Insecta, Lepidoptera, Noctuidae. Gene Ontology annotation, biological process: protein folding. The coding region runs from base 196 to 1905 and encodes 569 amino acids. The record is from RefSeq and is a predicted model, not a curated record.
GUCAUAGUCAACAAUCCGAUUGAAGAAUAAUGAAGAAAUGACGUAUUCACUUUUUAGCUUUUGAAAUGCAAUGAUAAGUUGGUGAUACUCAGCUCUCCAUUAGUUCGGGCACCGGUGUUGCCGGCUAAUGCCGUGUAUUUAAUUUCUCCUAAUUUUUAACGUGACGUGCUUUUCCGCAACUGAUAGUCAUUCAAUAUGAACCUGUGGCAGUCAAUAUUUCUAUUUAUUGCUGUUUUCUCGGCAUUCGUGAAUAGUGCAGUUAUUGUGGACGAUGGUGAUGUUGAUCAGCAGGGGCUGUACAGUAAGUCGGACCAUGUUGAGAUAUUGACGAACCGUAAUUUUGAACGAAAAAUAUAUGGACAAAACCAUGUAAUUGUGGCUCAAUUUUAUAACAGCUAUUGCGGUCACUGUCGAGGAUUUGCACCUAAAUAUAAAGCUAUGGCUGCCGAAAUGAUAAACUGGAAAAACUUGAUAAAGUUAGCAGUUAUAGAUUGUUCUGUAGAAGAAAACAAUGAAAUAUGUAGACAAUUUGAAGUUAUGGCAUACCCAUCCCUUCGAUAUUUGCAUGAGUAUUAUGUGAAGGGAAAUGGCAAUGUCGGAGACAAAAUACAAAUAACUGAUACUCAUGAGAAACUUAAAGCUCAAAUCAUAGCCAAAAUGCAAAAUGAACAAGCAAUGGGUCGUUUUUCCUUUGGACCAUCAUUAAGCAUUGAAUCACUUAACAAUUAUGCUUCAGUAGUUAAAGAUGCGCCCCAGGACAUCAAUUACACUUUCCUAAUAUUAGAAAAUAUAAAUUCGACUAUUGGCUCAGAACUGGCCUUAGAUUUAAAUGAUUAUCCUCAUGUAAGAGUCAAAAGAGUGCAUGAAAAUAGUGAAAUAGCUGAAACAGCAAAUAUAAGACAGACCCCAGGACUUGUGGCUGUUAGUUCAACACUUGAGUCUACAACACUUGUCCCUAAGGAUAACACUAAACUUGGCUUGCUGAAAACUAUCAAUUCUUUCUUAAAAUCCAAAAACUAUGUUUUCCCAACUAGGGAUCAAGGCAGUCAGGAAAUAAUGACUAAUGAGCAUUCAGAUGAAAAACAACAGACACUGAAUACUGAUUUCGUAUUUUACAGUGACCUAGAAAAAACUAUUAAAACCAGUUUGCACACAGAAAUAACAAGAUUCAAAACUUUGACUGGGGAACCUCUACAAGCUUUGUUAGAAUAUCUUCAAGUCAUUAUCACCUCAUUCCCAUUUAGAGGAAAUCUAAAAGAAUACAUGACUGAGUUACAUUCCACACUUAGUACAAAGAAAAGUUGGAGUGGCAGCGAAGUCUAUGAGUUGGUGAAACAAUUGGAAAGUGUUCAUGCACCAGUAUAUACAACCAAUUUGGAAUAUGUGAGGUGUAAAGGCAGUCAACCAAAGUUCCGUGGUUAUACUUGUGGUCUUUGGACUCUUUUCCAUACCCUAACAGUAAAUGCUGCCCAGAAACCUGGUGCUGAGAGUCCUAGAGUACUAAGAGCUAUGCAUGGCUACAUUAAAAAUUUCUUUGGCUGCACAGAAUGUGCUGGACAUUUCCAAGCCAUGGCAGCAAGAAAUAGAAUUUUUGAUGUUAAGGAAAAUGACAAAGCUGUCCUCUGGCUGUGGAUAGCACAUAAUGAAGUAAAUCUUAGACUAGCAGGUGAUGUCACAGAAGAUCCAGAGCAUCCCAAGAUUCAGUUUCCGAGUGUUGCUAAGUGUCCUGAGUGUAGACUCGCCAGAGGUGCUUGGAACUUACCAGCAGUCUACAUGUACCUGCAAAAUGUUUAUGGCUCAUCAAACAUCCAAUCAAUGCGUCGUGCAAGGUCGUCUGUAGCACCAGCGAGUCCAUUCUCCAACUUGGACAUCGGAAUGCUAAGUCUCCUUACGUUUCAUCGCUAAUUCGCAACUGAGUGGAAAAUGGACUCUGGGUUAAGGUACAUGUCAGCGUAGUUGAUGUUUGGAGAAAUUGUCGCUGGCAGUAAAUAAUUUUUAUACUCAUGUCCUGUCGUACCUAAACUUAGAGCUAGUUUUUAAGAUAGAAAUAUUGUUAGUUGAAUUUUUAGAUGACAAAUUUUACAUUUUAUAGAAGUCGUAAUACAUGUAUUGGACAUAUUUGUUUUCACCGUUAAUAUGAACGUAGCUAUCGAGAUAAUAAUUUUGAUUGAUCUCACUGCUUUCAAUGAAUUGACGUCAUGUAAUAAGGUGAUUUUGUCUUGUAAUUACUGGACUGUCGCAAUACAGAACUAUAAAUGUUAA